Perca fluviatilis (European perch) is the source of this 4159-nucleotide messenger RNA. RefSeq names its product golgi phosphoprotein 3a (gene golph3a). NCBI's taxonomy places the organism in Eukaryota, Metazoa, Chordata, Actinopteri, Perciformes, Percidae. The coding region runs from base 258 to 1139 and encodes 293 amino acids. The record is from RefSeq and is a predicted model, not a curated record. The transcript is spliced from 4 exons. Gene Ontology annotation, cellular component: cytosol; Golgi cisterna; trans-Golgi network. Gene Ontology annotation, molecular function: phosphatidylinositol-4-phosphate binding. Gene Ontology annotation, biological process: Golgi organization; retrograde vesicle-mediated transport, Golgi to endoplasmic reticulum; Golgi vesicle budding.
GGAUAAGUUCGGUACCACAUCACCACACGGCGCCAUAUUAGACAGACAUUAUACUGCUGCGGAAUACGGACCAAGUCAAGGAAAGGGAACGGUAUUCCAGAUGACAAGGGUACACAGGCCGCAGUAGUCUAUUCGCAAAACACUCGAGGGAACUGCUUUAUGGUUGACAACGAGUAAUUGAGACAAGCAUCUCGGGCAGCGCAGUCCGAGGCGUGUUGUUUUCGUGGUUGUUUAGCUAGCUAAGUUGCCGGGCAGACAUGACUUCCUUGGUUCAGCGGAGCUCGGGCCUCGUGCAGAGGCGGACCGAAGCCUCGCGCAACGCCGCUGACAAAGACCGUCCGUCCGGCGAGGAGGACCAUGAGCCCCGACGGGGAGACGAGCAGGACGAGGACGAUACCGGAGACUCCAAAGAAACACGUCUCACCUUGAUGGAAGAAGUGUUGUUGUUAGGGCUGAAGGACCGAGAGGGCUACACCUCGUUCUGGAAUGACUGCAUUUCAUCGGGGCUGCGAGGCUGCAUGCUGAUAGAACUGGCUCUGCGAGGACGGCUUCAGCUAGAGGCUUGUGGCAUGCGGAGGAAAGGUCUGCUGGCCAGAAAGGUGAUUUGUAAGUCGGACGCUCCAACGGGUGACGUGCUCCUGGAUGAAGCCCUAAAACACAUCAAAGACACCCAGCCGCCGGAGAGCGUGCAGAGCUGGAUCGAACUGCUCAGCGGCGAGACGUGGAACCCCCUGAAGCUCCAUUACCAGCUGCGGAACGUCCGCGAACGGCUGGCCAAAAACCUUGUGGAGAAAGGCGUCCUCACCACCGAGAAGCAGAACUUCCUGCUUUUUGACAUGACCACGCAUCCUCUCACCAACAACAACAUCAAGCAGCGCCUCAUCAAGAGGGUGCAGGAGGCCGUGCUGGACAAGUGGGUGAACGACCCCCAGCGUAUGGACAAGCGGCUGCUGGCGCUCAUCUUCCUGGCCCACUCCUCGGACGUCCUGGAGAAUGCCUUCGCCCCGCUGCUGGACGACCAGUACGACCUGGCCAUGAAGAGAGUGCGGCAGCUGCUGGAACUGGAGCCCGAGGGGGAGAGCCUGAAGGCCAACGCCAACGAGCUGCUAUGGGCCGUGGUGGCCGCCUUCACCAAAUGAGGCCGCCACAGCGGGGACAGCGAGCAGUCGUGGCAUUCAAGUGGCAUUGUGCUCUGGGGCAGGAAUCCGUAGUACUGACCCCAACGUGGUGACUUGACUGAAUUCCAGUUUACCCCCUGCCUGGACUUUUGGAAUGGGGAUGCCCUCUUUUCUUCUCAUCCCUCUCCCUCCUGUCGUUUUCUUUUCCUUCCAGAUAACAGUUCACCCUCCCCACCCCGCCCAUGUGUCGUUUGUGUUCACUUUUGCUAAAAAAAAUUAAUAACUCUCAUGGAACUUGGAAUCAAGUUGUUGGGGAUGAUAUGGGUGAGUCCAAAUGAAGAUGUUGGUUCAUAUCCUCUUUUAUUUUCUAUCAGGUCUAUCUUUCUAUGGAACUGUUUUCUUAGAGGUACGCUAUGUACGGCACAGAUUACUCAAGGCAGCAUCCUGACACGCCCGAGAAUAAAAUAACCAACCGCCAUGUACGUGUACGGAACCAUGUACAGGGCAGUGAUGCUGUAUAGGAAUGAAAGGUAAACUGAUGCUCAUGUCAAGUCUCUCAAAGUCCAAAAGGAUACCACCUACCAUGUGUGAUUCAAGUGUAUGGUGUCACAGCAUUCUUUGACUUUCAAAUCAAGUACUGGGAGAAAACUAAUGCGAUCAGAUCUGAAAGUCUGAGUCGAUUUGAUGCCUCUUAAUCCAUCCAUUACACAUAUUAUAUAUAUACUUGCUUAUACUGUGCAGGGAUGCCAGGGGGCUGGAGACUGUCCCAGCUCUCACUGGUCAGGGGAGGGGGGGGGAGGGUGUACACCCUGGACACUUUGCCAGUAUAUCACAGGCCUGACACGGAGACAGACAGCCAUUCAGUUUCCAGUUCACCUGACCUGCAUGUCUUUGGACUGUGCGAGGAAAGCCAAUGCGGGGCACUUUGGGGGGGGGGGGAGAAAAAAUAAAAAUAUCCUAGCUCCACACAACUGCCUGCUGGAUUCGGAUUGAAGAUUUCCAUGGUGCGAGGCAAAAGCGCCAACCGCUGAGCCACCGUGCUGGCUUACAUUCCAUCCCUUCUGGCCUAAAUAAUAAUUUUUUUUGUACAACAGGACAAUAAGCCUGCACAUGCAUGGACACAUACGUUCCCUGCAAUAUGGAGUGGGGAUUAUCACUUUACUUAGACCUCUACCACGUUGAAUAUUUUGGGUGAAAACCUUUCAAAUGAAAAUCCAAAAGAUGGAGAACAUCAUUAGACAGACUUGUUUAGUGCAUUGGGUAAAAUAGUGCUGGAAUAAUAUAAAUCCUAUCACUAAUGUAGAAUGGAUGGGGCUGAUAGAAGUACAGUGUGUGGUGAUAGGUGAUGCUCUUUAACAUAUCCCCUGGCCCGUAGUGUUUUAUUCGCAGUGAAACAUGAUUUUUGGUUUGUAUCUCAUCUAGAUGCAUUGUCAAAAUGUGUGCAUGUUGAAUAUAACCCAGGUUACAUUCAGAAUUCCAGUAUGUAAUAUCUGAAUGGUAACGGUCGAAAGCAAACGCAUCUAGGUGCAAAAUCAUCUCCUUGAUUAAAAACAAAUGGCUCUAAAAAUGUGUAAUUGAUAGGAUUUGGUAGCGUCGUCUAACACAGCGGGGUAAGAAACCUUUUUGCGGUAGUGGCUGUUGAGGAUCAAAUUGAAAUAUUGUAGUGGCAGAACCAAACUCAGGAAAGCAGACCCAAUCAAUGCCAGCUGCCUUUUGUUAGCAAAAUUCAAAUAGACAUAAUUUUCACUUAUUAGUGAAUGCCAAUAUAAUAAUCACAAAUGAAAUAAUCCAUGGGUCUUUAAUGCAGAAAAAAUGCAUUUCUGAUCUUCUCCUCAGCUUUUGGGUUUGUGUGUGCUACCCAAACUUGAUUUCAGAAACAAAACUCCUUCAAGCCAUUCACUUGAGACAUUUUGUGAAAACUACGCUCAUGAAUGUGAAUUUCAACUUUUCUCCAGGACAUGGAUUGGUCUAGGAUGUGUACAUGAUCACACACACACACACACACACACACACACACACACACACACACACACACACACACACACACACACACACACACACACACACACAACACACACACAGAGAGAGAGUUUUGGGAGCUAUUGUAGAUGUUAGAGCUCGGUCUACUGCAGACAACAAAUCCAAUCUUUGAGUCAAGUAGUGGACCAGCCAGCACACAAUAUAUCCUAUGGAAAUCAGACAGCUUUAGAGUUGUUGGAAGGUGUAAUUUUGACUUAAUGGAGCUAUGCUAGCAGUUUCCCCCUGCCUCCGGACUUGAAGCUUGACAUAACAUGUUCCAGACCUAUCGUUGUCUUGGAUGCAAAGAGCUGAAAUGGAUGUUGAUCUUCUCAUGUGAGUGUGGGCUUGUGGCAAACAAGUGCAUUUCCUAAACUCGUCAGCGAUGCUUAAAUGUGCAGACAGUUUGCUUUACGUUGCAGCAACUUGUAAAAUAAAUCCAUUGUACUCCCUUAACUUUGAAAACAAUCUGAUGGAUUCUCUAACAACUUUUAAGACCAAAGUCUAAUCCGAAUAAUCAAAAGAUGGGCUCACAUUCCAGAUGUUGUGUGUAAUUGUAUUUGUAUCAGGCACAAAUUUCAAAGGACAUCUUGUCACAGUAUCUUUAAUGGUUCAUGCUGGUCGUGCUCUAAAACAUUCAUCAAAGCCUUUUUCACCGUGAACCAUACCUUGCUCUUAAUUUCAUAUUGCCUCAAUUUUAUAUAUUUUGUUUUCACACUUGUUUAGCUGUUCUGUGCUUUAACACAACUUUUGCUACGGCGCCUCAUGGAUCUCAUGAAAGACAUUGCUUUAUGACGGACAGCCUCCCUCUGGUAUCGUAUGUAGCAAAGGGCGGGGGAGUGAUCAGUCAGUGGAUCCUUGCAGAAGAAAAAGAACUGACCAAGAGGUUUAUGCAUCAGAAAACCCCUCAAACUGCAGAGUGAAUAUAAUAGAUUAUAUAUGUUAUCUAAAUAAAGGGACCUGUAGUCUGUGUACUUUCUUUCACCCUAGAAAAUAAACCAAGAGCUUGGAAGUGCCUAAUCAUA